This is a messenger RNA of Notolabrus celidotus (New Zealand spotty), 6324 nucleotides long. RefSeq names its product galectin-related protein-like. Lineage: Eukaryota; Metazoa; Chordata; Actinopteri; Labriformes; Labridae. The coding region runs from base 445 to 981 and encodes 178 amino acids. The transcript has 5 exons. Gene Ontology annotation, molecular function: carbohydrate binding. The record is from RefSeq and is a predicted model, not a curated record.
ACAUUUAAACUGAACAGACCUCGCCAGAAGUCUGGAGCUGGCAUACUUACCAGUUAUUGAAUCUGAGUUAUACAUUAGAUUGUUAUGACAAACUGAAAAACUGAAAUAAAAAGAUCUCAUAGAGCGCAGUGUCUAAUUGGGUGAAGGGUUGAAGGAAAAUCUGUCUGAUUAGCCUUCUCUAACAGAAGGGGAUUAAGCUUUUAGGCAGUAAUUAUUAUAAAGCAUACGUCAGCAGUUAUCCACCCAUUUCAGGCGGACAGAGGAGCUGCAGGGGUGUCCUGCUUGGUGGAUGUGCUCAGGGGCCGUCUCAGACGUGGAGAGACCCGGGAAUAGAGGCAGGAACAGGAAUAUCCUCCUGAGUCAGUGCCACGACGCUGACACACCACACUCCCGGCAGGGCAGCCUCUGCUCCGAUAAUAAGCAUCCUAUGCUAUUCUGCUCAAGAUGGCGGUGCAAGCAGCGGAAAAGGACGGAAUAACUGUGGAGGAUGACCACCUGAACGACUCGCUGGGGAACCCCGGCCUCAUCUCACCUGACAAGGAGGAUUUAUCGCGUCUUCUGACGGUGCCAUUCAGCGGACGGAUCAGGGGCGGCAUGCGGCCAGGGAAGAAGAUCAUAGUGAUGGGCAUUGUCGACCUGGAGCCAGACAGUUUCGACGUGAGCCUGACCUGUGGCCGAGACUCGGAGAAGGAGGAACCUCCGUAUGAUGUGGCCCUGAAACUCACCGCCCGCUUCUUGGACCGCCAGUUUUUACGCAGUGCCCGUGUGUCUGGGAAAUGGGUUGGGGAGGAGGCGUCCACCUCCUACUUUCCCUUUAUCCCUGAUCAGCCUUUUAGGAUUGAGAUCCACUGUGAGCACCAGAGGUUCCGGAUAUUCGUGGACGGACACCAGCUCUUUGACUUUUAUCACAAAGUAAAAUCUUUGACCUCUAUCGACACAGUAAGGAUACAUGGAGAUCUACAGAUCACCAAGCUCGGUUAACUUCCCGCUCUUCCUGCUCCUCAAGUCGAGUGUGAAGCAUGGACUCGAGAUGACCACGCACACACACUCACAGUAUGCGCCUGUUACGUCAUCAUCCAUUACCCAUCAUGCAACACUGCGGCGACAAAGCAACUGGAAAAAGGCUCCGGCUGUGACAAGUUAGAGUUCCUCUGCUUUAUUUCAUUCACUUCUUUACAUUCCUUUCUUUUUGAUCUGGAUCUGAUACGGUGAAGCUUUGACGGUGAAUGUGUUUGCUCCAUUUUCAGGUUUUCCUCUCUGUAGCCUCAGUUCUGUCACAUCAGGGAUCUUAUGAUUUAUUAUUAGCAACUUCAUGUUGAAUCCUCUGGGGGUGUCGAGGCAGAUGCAGGUGUGGAGUACCCUCAAGGAUGGGAAACAUAACUCUGAAUUUACAGAAAUAAGCUACUCAGGAAAAAAAACAAUCUAGCAUUUAGCAACUUGUUUGAAAGCAAACUGUUGAUUUGGAAAAAAAUCUCCUUCAGAGGCUGAUGUUUUGAUUCUGCAGGAUAAUACUGGGCAUGUUAAGAGCUUUCAAAAGUUUUGGAACAAACUGCAAUGUGCACGUGUUGAAGCUUAAAAGUAGAGAAAAGGUGAGAAAACAGUUUCAAGGCGACAAAUAUACUAUAAAAUACAGCAUUAUUGGACUUCAGCAGUGUCAACGGGUUAUAUCUGAAUGUUAAAAUCAGGAUUUUCAAGAACAGAUAAAAAAAGUUUGAUAAAAAAUUUUCAGGUUGAUUGACUGUCAGAUUUUGGUCUUCCUUCUAAUUCUUACAGUUAUCUCUCUAAGCACAAUCUUCUGAUCUGAUCACAGAGUGCAGUGUUGUACCGUUUUCUCUGUGCUGAUGUAUCUCCAGCUCCACAGGGUCCUCCCUUGGGUUUAUCUCAGUUGGCAUGGUAACACGCUGCAGUUGCAACGACCCAAAUUCCCCAAAAUGAGGAUUAUAUUAUGACAUGAUGUAUCCGAAUCAUCCCAUGCUUUAGACUGUGUGUUUUGGUGCAUAUUUUUUUACCAGUCUCCUGCAGACAGAAGGCCAUGUGUGCUGGAGAAUCCUGACUGUUUACUUUGAGUGGCAAGGAGCGAAAAUGCUUUUUUAAGAGUAUUUUACAAUUUAACUCUGCUGUCACACUCGCAGAUUUUUCAUGCAAACCUCAUAGGAAUCAUACACUAAACAAGUAUGCAGCUAAAUGUCAUAUAAAAUAACUUGAUUUAGUGCAUAUUUAGGAGAAAAUGUGUUGUCAAAGUGUGCAGGUUUUGGCUGAGUGCAAACUUAAAUCCUUCUGUCACAUUUGGUUGCAGCCAGGCUUAUGGAAGCAGGGUCAGAUCCUGAAGGUAUUUUGAAUGUAUAGGAUUCAUGUUUCUAUAGUAGCUUGGAAGAUAUAGUGAUGCACAAAACUAUGAACUUAAUGUCACAGUUUUUUUUGGCGGUUUGGCUGGUGCUGUUUAGUCCACUUUCAGUACUACAGUAUUUCUUAUUUGUUCAAUGACUUUAUAAAUUAUUUCCCGGAUCAUUCCACAUCAGUGUCCUCACUGAGGCAGGGAGAUGGUAUGAAGAAGGCCCAUCUUUGUUUCAUAAAGCCAGCAGGUCUAAUAAUUGUAAUUUAUUGUGUCUUAAAUUUAAUAAUUGGUUUUGUCUCUGUAACUGCUACUCACUCACACACACACACACACACACACAGGAUGUUUUUCCCUUCACUGAGGCAGAACAGAAGUUAUGAUAAACACACAAUAACAGUGCAGGCUAUGUUCAAAUACUCACAGUGUUAAAAUUAAGUCUUAAGUUGCUCCGUUUACACCUUAAGUAUCAGUGUUCAAUGUGAAACUCCAAACCAGCUGUCCAAAACCACAAAACUCUUUAUUUAUUCCAAAAAAGAAGAGAAUCAGCAAAUAUUGAAAUUUAGGAAAUGGGAAUGGAUGCAUUAGAAAUUAAUAUAAUUCUUAUUAAUAUAUAGUAGUUGGAUUUAGGAUUAUUUUGAUGCACUAAUGGACAUAUGGCUGCAGCUCUGGGCUUUAUUAAUCGAUAAUUAAUAAUUUAACAAUGUCUUUUAAGUUACAGUCAUAAAUUAAUAAUGAAAGCUUUUGGGAUGCCAGGCUGUAAAAACAAUAUUUGGGAUUCCUCUUAUUUUUUUGUUAUUUUGAAAUAAUGGUGAACCAGGUAUUAAAGCAUUGACCAGUUGCUGGACACAUGUUUUUGUUUCACCCAUUCAAGAAGCAUUUAGAAGUUGCUGAAAGAAAUUUCACAGUAAAACAUGAAAGAUUUUGACAUUUUUACACGUAAUCUUAAGCUAACUACGGUUUCAUCUCCUCCUGUUGUUGUUAAUGUGGAGUAAACCAGGACUUCUGUGAGAGGAAGAAGUUGCUCCGGAUGCAUGCGUACAUUUAGUAUUUAUCAUCUUGAAUUAUAUGUAGCAGUAAGUUUAGCUGACGAGCACUGACAGCUCUGGAGCAUAACUUCUUUUCUCCUGGUUGAUCAGACAGGGUCUUCCUCAGCUCCCUGUUUUCGCUUGACAGGCGCUGGUUUAUUUCGGUCACAAACAGGAAAUGAGUACAGUUUGUUUUGAGAGGGCAGUGAGCGGUGCAGUUUGAAGUAGAUAUGAGCCAGCGUGAUGCCCCAUUACUCCAGCAUUCAAACCCAACAAAAGUGUGCAAAAAAUGUGUAGUAAGUGUGUCGAAAGGGUGUGUUUUAAUGUUUUUUCUAUGAACUGGUGACCACCCAUUUGUUACACUACAUUUUCUACAGUUUCCUGUAACAGUUUGAUAAAUAUGACCAUAAUUUAGCAGUGUGUUCUGUGGAUGUGGAAACACGAUGUAAGUUUUAUAGAUGCACAGGUUGAUAUGUUUUGGCAGCAGAAAACAGAAGUAGUGCUGGUGUUUGGAACUACGAGGGAGGGAGACAAACUUCUUAAUUAAAGGGCUGAAAUCAGGGAGGGUUUUGUGUUUAUGUGUGUGUGUGGGUGUGUGUGUGUGCAGGGAUCUGAGCUGUGUAUAUGUUUACUUUACAUGGAAGAGUGUUGAAGGUGCAUGAUAAGCUGGCAGAGUACUUGAGCUUAUCAACUUAUUUGGUACUUGCACAUCUUAAAAUAGUUUUUCGUCUUAAAGAAGCUGUAUGUAGGAUUCAGAGAUAUGAAGCUGCAAAUUUGCAGAUAACAACCAUGUCAAAACGACUUUUCCAUUCCUUCUCUUCUGAGUUGAAGGAGGAUUUAUGGCUUCUACAAAACUUGAAAAGAAAAAGAAACAGAGAAAGCAACAUGGUUAUGUAACAUGGACUCCAGGGAAGAAGACCUGCUCCCUCUGUUGGUAUCAACUGCUCAGUCUAAGUUGGUUAAAAAGUAACUGUUAUUAUUUGCAUGUGAUUACAAACUAAUGAGAACACAAUUAUGAACAUUAUUUUGAGUUUCUGAUUAUAGAUGCCCCUUAAUCCUACACACUGGUCCAUUAAGAUGUUCUGGUUAAAAAGAAGAGUUUCAAUCCAUGUGCUUGAAAAAUCUAAAAAAUAGAGUUGAUCAGAUACCAAUACCCCAACCAAUACAGUUACUAGUAUUUGUAUUGGCCUCUGAUACAAGCACUGGUACCAAUGCAGUAUUGGUAUUGUCAAGUAUGCCACUUAAUGCAGCGACCCCUGUCCCCAAAUUCCCUGGUUGUACGUAAAUUACAGUGUGACAGUAACUAAAAAGUGUUGUGCCAGCAGAGUGUAAUGUAAUUCAGAUCUAGCAAAAUGUCACCGAUCAGUGUUUUUCCACCAGUGUAAUGUACAUAUUUAUAAAUUUUCACAAUUGUAUCAAUACUGUUCUCAAUAUUCACCAGUACUAAAGUCAAGGUAUCAGACUCAGAGAGGCAAAACUGUUAUCAUAACAUGUCAAACAUAAUAUGUGUUUAUUUCUGAAUAUACUUUGUUCAAUACAGCAGAAUCCAGUUUCUGAUCUCCUUGUGAUCCUGUGUGUUUUGACGGACAGUUCCAAGAAAUAAUAAUUCUUCUUUUUUAAAUUGAUUUUAAUUAUUCUUCAACCCUUUAAAAAUGCAACUGAAAAACUGAAUGUUAUUCUUCUUCUGAUUGUAAUCAAAUGAUGAAAACCCAGCUGCAUUCAUGUUCAAAAAAAGUGAAAUGGACCACCCUUUCUCCCCUGAGUGAAAGAAGGGUGUAUGAUGUAAGAGAAACUUACCCCUGCUCUUAGACUUUGGAUGUACAUAUUUUGGGACAUGGCCUCCUUUUAACACAAGGAGUAUCAGGCUGAGUUACCAGCAGAAAGCAUUUUGUUGUGCAUGUAAACUACGUGGCAGUUCGUGUACAUGGAAGAUUGAGAUAUCAUAUUGUCAGUGUUGGUCCAUUCAAGCAUGCUAUUUCUUUUGUUCCAUCUACUGUGUAAGGCGUGUUUUGAGGCAAGAUACCCCCUUGUGGCUGUAUUUUACUCUCCUUCUGUUCAGCCCAGUAGUAAUACAGAUCAUAGCUUACUAAAUUAAUAACUUUGGUAAAAUUACCAUACAGAUGCACAAAGAAAGAUUAAGGAUUCAGUAUAAGAAACACAUUUUUUUCAUCCAGGACAUUUUAUUACUUUCCAAAAAAUGAUCAAACCUACAUAACUGUUGUUAUGAUGGCUACAUCAUUAUGUCCACGCACAGUAUGAAGUGUACACUGAGUAGAAGUAGGCUGAAAUAUUGCUAAUGUGUUGUGUGGUUGUACAAUCAUGUUAUCAUUUCUAUUUAUUACAGUGUAACCAGCAGGGUUGUGUGUGGUGACCUCAAACCUACUGUAUUGGUAACGUACUCAUGUUUGCUGUUUAUAUGAAGGCAUCUUGAAAAGUGGAGGUUUUUUUAUAAUGAUGAAAGUGUCUUUGGUUCAGGGCUGACAUGUUAGAAUAUAACAUGUUGAACUUUACAUUGUACUUUACUUACAUAUGACACUAACAAACGUGUAACAAGUGUCAGAAGAAAUACUCUCUUUUGUUAACUGCAAAGCAAGGCUAACCAUUGUUUGACUGUAGUGUUUUUCAGGAUGUACCAAGUCUGAGGAUAACCAGGGUGUUUUGACUUUUUUCUUUUAUGUCACAAAGCACGAUGUUCUGUUUUUCUGCAAAGCAGCUUUCACAAAUCUGCUCCACAAAUAACAGGAACACUCAUAUUUAUGACAUGAUGCUAAUUCCCAAAAUAUCCUGAGGUGACCCUGAUUUUGUGUUUCAAUGAAAAUGUGCACUUGACCAGUGUUUAGAUGAAGACGGUACAUUCUACCACCGUGGUAUAAGACCUCUCCAGAUGUUUCUUUUUCCCGCCUCAUGCUUUUGUAAAAACAGCUACUUUGCAAACCAAUAAACUUCUCAUCUUGCAGAUGGUUA